AUGCCAUCAUCUACGACGAUUGGUACCAUUCUUGUGGUUGUGGUUGUGGGUACCGUCUGUGGUCUCGCGGGCCUCUAUUACUGGGGAACCGGGGAAAGGGAAGUUCCUCCGCCUAAAAUUCCCCCAUAUCGCAAUGGAACACUUGGGACCCGAGCUGGCCAUAUUUCGCCUGGAGUGCCUUCACCUGCUGUACGCAAGAAUAGUGGAAGACAAGCUACCCUGCCAGGAGAUCGACAGCUCCCACAGUUAUCUCAACAUGAUCGUUCUCGCCAGCCGCCUCAGACUGGUCUUAACGCUCCUGAGCCUAUCCAUCCACAGCCUGUCAAACCACAUCCUGUAAAACCGCAGCCCGUCAAACCACACCAGCCUCUCCAGUCGCAUCCGGUUCAGCCUCAACCUCCCCUUAGAAUCAUCAUUCCACCUCCUGUUGCAGGAGGACUUUACGGCUUUGAAAGGUGUAUUCCCACAACCGAAGCGAGGAGGGAGAAGCCCUUGAAUAGUGGAAUAAUUCCAACUGAAUCUUCAAUACGUACAGCUUCUUGA
Botrytis sinoallii is the source of this 543-nucleotide messenger RNA. RefSeq lists its product as uncharacterized. The transcript is spliced from 2 exons. Lineage: Eukaryota; Fungi; Ascomycota; Leotiomycetes; Helotiales; Sclerotiniaceae. Bases 1 to 543 code for a protein of 180 amino acids. The record is from RefSeq and is a predicted model, not a curated record.